This is a messenger RNA of Cucurbita moschata (crookneck pumpkin), 1271 nucleotides long. RefSeq names its product uclacyanin-3. The coding region runs from base 348 to 1073 and encodes 241 amino acids. The record is from RefSeq and is a predicted model, not a curated record. NCBI's taxonomy places the organism in Eukaryota, Viridiplantae, Streptophyta, Magnoliopsida, Cucurbitales, Cucurbitaceae. The transcript is spliced from 4 exons.
AAUUGAGAAGUACUUUAGGAUUAAAACGUUAUCUAAGUUGAAAAAAAAGGAAAAGGAAAAGGAAAAGUUCCGUUGCGGUGUUGUUGAUGCUCAAUUUCUCUUCUUUUUCUUGGAAUUUCUAUGGCUGUUUUUCCACAAACCAAAAUCAUUACAACUUUUACUGUAUAAAAAAAUGCAUAAAGUGCACAUUCUUCAACAUUUUGUCUGUCAUCCAUUCAAAGCUUUUGCAAUGGCAGAGCCCCCAACACUUACUGUCAUUUCCACUUCACCUUCUUUCCUUUCUCUCUCUGUUUUCAGAACUCCAAGUUUCAGAAGAACUGAAAAUUUAAGAACAUUUCUUAAGGAAGAUGAAGAUGAAGACGAAGAUCCAUUUAUUAGUGGUUGUGUUCUUCGGCUUUCAAGCGUUGUUGAUUCAGCUUUGUUGCUCCUCUGCUACCAUUGUUGUUGAUGGAGUUUCACAAUGGAAGAAUCCCUCUGUUCAUAUUGGAGAUUCCAUCGUUUUCAAGCACAAGUUUCAUUAUGAGCUCUUCAUUUUCCAUAAUCAAAGGGCUUUUGAUCUCUGCAAUUACACUCAUGCCACACUUCUCAGCAAACCCAAUUCCACUGUAUUCAUGUGGCAUCCAUCACGGCUUGGUGUUUUCUUCUUUGCUUUCAACAACGGCUCUAAAAGCUCCUGCAAUGGCUCUCAAAAGCUUGCUGUGAAGGUCACUGAUUCAGCCCCACCUCAAAGUUCCCACCUUUCUCCACAUAACCCACCAAUGGCAGCCCCAGCACCGAUUUCCGGCGGAGUUCUGCCGUCCACUCCGGCUUACCCUUGGCCGUUUCACCCUCGGCAGGGAGCGCCGUCGCCGAGUCUCCCUCCGAGUGAAAGUUUGCCUCUGACAGUGCCGGAGAAAGGUGGAAGUCUGCCGUUUAUCAAUAGUAAUCCAGCGGUUCCACUACCCACCGGCGAAGUGGACACUGCCACUAUUCGCCCGUUGCCAACUUCAGACCAUGGAACACAUAGGGCAAUCAUGGGCUUUCCUCUUCCACUUAAAUUGGCUCUAAUUUCAACCUUAUUCUUGUUGCAAUAAACAAAACAAAAAAAAGGAGAGAUUUUUAGGGUUUAGGGUUUAGGGUUCCUUAGAUGUGAUGAUUUUGGGGGGUUUUUUCCCAAUUUUUGUGUAAAAAAAAUGAUGAUGCUGUGGUUGAUGAUGAUGAGAUAUAAUCAAAUCAAUGCAUUUGGAUGUUAUAUUUAAUAUUAAAUUUUGGCAUAUGCUCCUUUAGCUAUA